CACCGAAGGGCGUCCCCUGUGUGGUAGGGAACUGGAUGCGGCGUAAUAUCAUGUGGCCUUGCCGUCGCCUUCGAUCCGAUGCUUCAAAUUCGUCUGUUCUACCCUCUUUUGCUCGGACGAGAUGAGCGGGAUGGUGGUUGGAUCCGAGAUGGGACGGCGGGGGACGCCGUCACCGCCUCCGCCGCCGCCGCAGGAGCUUCUGGAGCGGCUCAAGGACUACGGCCAAGAGGACGCCUUCGCCUUCUGGGACGAACUUCAUCCGGAUGAGCGCGACAUCCUCGUCAAGGACAUUGAGAGCAUGGAUCUUCCAAGGCUUGAUCGGAUCAUUAGAUGUUCGCUUGGUUCUCAGGGGCAGUCGUUGCCUGCCAUUGAGCCAGUGCCAGAGACCAGCGUCUCAACUGUGGAAAUGAGAUCUGCAGAGGAAAAGGAAAGGUGGUGGAAGCGAGGUUUGAAGGUCAUUUCAGAAGGAAAGUUAGCUGUCGUACUUCUCUCUGGUGGACAGGGUACCCGACUUGGAAGUUCAGAUCCCAAGGGAUGUUUCAAUAUUGGACUUCCAUCAGGAAAAUCACUUUUUCAACUUCAAGCUGAGAAAAUUUUGUGUGUUCAAAAACUUGCAGCUCAGGCAAAUGAUGUUGGUAUUACGCCAAUUCAAUGGUACAUAAUGACGAGUCCAUUUACUGAUGAUGCUACUCGUAAAUUCUUUGAAAGUCAUAAAUAUUUUGGAUUGGAAGCUGAUCAGGUGAAAUUUUUCCAACAAGGUACUCUUCCCUGUGUUUCCACGGAUGGCAGAUUUAUCAUGGAGACGCCGUAUAAGGUGGCGAAGGCUCCUGAUGGAAAUGGAGGGUUGUAUUCUGCUCUUAAAUCUACAAAAUUACUAGAAGAUAUGUCCUCGAGAGGGGUCAAAUAUGUUGAUUGUUAUGGGGUUGAUAAUGCACUGGUUCGUGUUGCUGAUCCAACAUUCUUAGGAUAUUUUAUUGAUAAAGGUGUCGCUGCAGCAGCAAAGGUUGUUCGCAAGGCUUAUCCACAAGAGAAAGUUGGGGUCUUUGUUCAACAAGGCAGAGGUGGGCCUCUCAGGGUGGUUGAAUACAGUGAGAUGGAUGCAUCAAUGGCUAUUGAGACCAACCAGACCACUGGGCGCCUUCGCUAUUGCUGGAGUAAUGUAUGCUUGCAUAUGUUCACUCUGGAUUUCCUGAAUCAAGUGGCAAUUAACCUUGAAAGGGACAGCAUUUACCACCUCGCCGAGAAGAAAAUUCCCUCUAUCCAUGGAUCCACUGUUGGGUUUAAGCUAGAGCAUUUCAUCUUUGAUGCAUUUGCAUAUGCUCCAUCUAUGGCACUUUUUGAGAUUUUGAGGGAGGAGGAAUUUGCACCAGUUAAGAAUGUAAACGGGGCAAGCUAUGACACUCCUGACAGUGCCAAACUGAUGCUUCUUCGCCUCCACAGUCGCUGGGUAGUCGCUGCUGGAGGAUUCCUAACACAUUCUGUGCCUCUGUACUUGACUGGCGUUGAAAUCUCUCCACUUUGCUCCUAUGCCGGGGAGAACCUCGAAGCCAUAUGCCGUGGAAGGACAUUCCACGCACCUUGUGAGAUCACCUACUAGGCAUGAGACUGCACUCUACAUUCCACUUUGCUCCUUGGAUUAUUAUUAUUAUUUUUUUUUUUGUGUUUAUUUGUUUUGAAAGUUGUUGUGUGUGAUUGAUUAUCACAUGGAAUGUUGUGGCGUGUCUAUUUUCUUUAGCCGUCCCAUUAACAAUA
Zingiber officinale is the source of this 1752-nucleotide messenger RNA. RefSeq names its product UDP-N-acetylglucosamine diphosphorylase 1-like. Gene Ontology annotation, molecular function: UDP-N-acetylglucosamine diphosphorylase activity. Bases 122 to 1597 code for a protein of 491 amino acids. The transcript has 15 exons. Lineage: Eukaryota; Viridiplantae; Streptophyta; Magnoliopsida; Zingiberales; Zingiberaceae. Gene Ontology annotation, biological process: UDP-N-acetylglucosamine biosynthetic process. The record is from RefSeq and is a predicted model, not a curated record.